Siniperca chuatsi (mandarin fish) is the source of this 3336-nucleotide messenger RNA. RefSeq names its product SWI/SNF related, matrix associated, actin dependent regulator of chromatin, subfamily d, member 2 (gene smarcd2). Gene Ontology annotation, biological process: regulation of transcription by RNA polymerase II. The coding region runs from base 510 to 2060 and encodes 516 amino acids. Lineage: Eukaryota; Metazoa; Chordata; Actinopteri; Centrarchiformes; Sinipercidae. Gene Ontology annotation, cellular component: nucleus; SWI/SNF complex. The record is from RefSeq and is a predicted model, not a curated record. The transcript has 14 exons.
CAAGCUUUAGGCUAGGCGAGGUUAACCGUUAGUGUGCGCUGAAAGUUGGAACAACGACAUUUCCGACGUCAUUGAAGGCAGCAUUUUGCAUUGCGUGUGUAGGCAGUUACAAGUAUUGCGCUUUAGACACUCAGUUUUGUGGUAAGUCAGGCGUUAUCAUGCUUUUCAUUAGCCUCACUGUGAAAUAGCUGCUAGGUUAGUUAGCGAUGGUAAGAAAGAGGAGAUGACAAACAGCCACCACUUGGUGUCCAGAAAACAAGCAGUUGUAGGCAGAGGCAAACCCCGGAACUUGAAACGGUAGGAAACGAGCUAACAUUAGCUAGCUUUUUGUUGACAGUGUGCUUGCUGUCAAACCAGAAACCGACCCAAUUUAAAGUAACUGUAGUUAGCUUGCUAGCUACUUUCGGACUUGUAACGGUGACGUUCAUUUAGUAGCUUGCUAGACUUGUAAUUGGGCCGUAAAUUUGGUAUAGGUUUCCGUCACUUUUAACCACUUGUGGAUCUAGAAGAUGGCAUCAAGAGGAAGCUUCACAGGUCCUCCGAUGAAUCCGAAUGUGCACCCCUUAAAUGUUGGGCAUGCUGCGGGCAUGAGGAUUCCAGGCAUGCCUCAACAUCCGGCGGGAUACCCCCGCAGCAUGAACAACUCUCCCCAAUACCCCCAGAGUAUCAAGGUGUGGACACUACUUCCGGGUUUGAAAAGGCGCUCAGGGAUGCCACCCAACAGAGUGGGGGGCCCCUUGGUUUCAAUGGGGGGUCAGCUGCCUGGCCCUUCUUAUGGUGGUGGGAACAUGUCCAUGCGGCCAGGCAUGGGGCCUCCAAGCAUGGACGCCUCAAGGAAGCGGUUCCUUCAUCAGCAUCAACAGCAGCAGCAGCAAGAGGCACUGGGAGGCCUAAGACGAGGGGCAAAAAGACGCAAGAUGGCCGACAAGGUUCUUCCACAGAGGAUCCGAGACCUGGUCCCAGAGUCCCAGGCCUACAUGGAUCUCUUGGCCUUUGAGAGGAAACUGGAUCAGACCAUCGCCCGAAAGCGCAUGGAGAUUCAGGAAGCCAUCAAGAAGCCCAUUAUGCAAAAACGCAAGCUCAGGAUCUACAUUUCUAACACGUACACCCCCAGCAAGCCUGAGGGGGAGGAGGCAGAGAAGUUGUCCUCGUGGGAACUGAGAGUGGAGGGCAAACUUCUGGAGGAACCUGGCAAGCAGAAGAAGAAGUUCUCAUCUUUCUUCAAAAGUCUGGUGAUCGAGCUUGAUAAGGAGCUCUAUGGACCUGACAACCACUUAGUAGAGUGGCAUAGAAUGCCCACCACUCAGGAGACUGAUGGUUUCCAGGUCAAAAGGCCCGGGGACGUGAAUGUUAAAUGCACCCUUCUGCUGAUGCUCGACCACCAGCCCCCUCAGUACAAACUGGACCCACGGUUGGCUCGUCUGCUGGGUGUGCACACACAGACGCGGGCCAGCAUCAUGCAAGCUCUUUGGCUCUACAUCAAGAACAACAAGCUGCAGGAUAGUCAUGAGAAGGAGUACAUCAACUGCAACCGCUAUUUCAGACAGAUCUUCAGCUGUCCUCGCAUGAGGUUCUCUGAGAUUCCCAUGAAACUGGCGGGCCUGCUGCAGCACCCUGACCCCAUCAUUAUCAAUCACAUGAUUAGUGUGGACCCCACAGAUCAGAAGAAGACAGCGUGCUAUGACAUUGAUGUGGAAGUGGAUGAUCCACUGAAGGGCCAAAUGACCAGUUUCCUGUCCUCUACAACCAACCAACAGGAAAUUGCUGCGCUGGAGAUGAAGAUUCAUGAGACGAUUGAGUACAUCAACCAGCUGAAGACUGAGAGAGACUUUAUGCUGAGCUUCAGCAAUAAUCCACAGGACUUCAUCCAAGACUGGCUCAAGUCUCAAAGCAGAGAUCUGAAGUUGAUGACAGAUGUGACAGGAAACCCAGAGGAGGAGAGGAGGACUGAGUUCUACCAGGCACCCUGGGUACCAGAGGCAGUGGGCAGAUACGUUUACUCCAGAGUGCAGCAGAGGAGACAAGAGUUGGAGCAGGUGUUGGGUAUCCGACUCACCUAAAGACAUAUUCCAGAGGAGUCACAGCCAACUUACUCAUCAAAUGUUAAUGUCCACUCAAUUGAAAUUGGAAUUUGCUUGGAAAGAAAUAAGCUAAUGUUGCAGUUUAAAUGUUCACAAAGCCAUCGUCACUGACAUGGUAUGAUAAACCAGCUUUUAAGUGGGAUACAUAUGUUUUCUGUCCCAUAGAUAAUAAUUCUCAAAUCAACAAAGUAUAUGGGACCAAAGUGAUGAUUAACAUGUCCUUAAUAAUAUGUUUGCCUUGCAUUGUCUGUCAUUUUGAGCCUGUUCAAAUAAUCUUUGCCUUGUUUUGCAAUAUGUUUUGUUUAUGGUACAAUAUGCUUAAAACAUUUUAAGCUUUGGUGCUAUCUUGGUGUUUUUCACCAUGAUGUUGUGUGCUAUUUUGAAAAAGGGUAUCUGUUUACCUUCACAUUUAAAAGCCAUAACCUUUAUAAAAGAACAAUACCUGAUGUCGAGUAACAUCUCAAUAAAACAAGAAUUGGGAGGCAUAUAAUUUUUUUAAUUUUUUUUAAUUUUUCAAGUACAUUUAGAAAAUAUGGAUUAUAUUCUACAAAAACAUAGGAAUACUUAAGAUGUCAUAUGAUUUAGGAACUAAUAAGAAGCCUCUUAUGCCAACAAUAAUUUUACAAGGUUAGGUGCUGUGUUUUUUGUGUUGGUGGAUUUUUCAUUUGAAAUGAAACCUUUGCUGUGUAAGAAAGCAGGAUUUCCAGAAAAGCUCUACUUUGGCAAAAGAUUGAGCUCAUUAUUUGUACAAGGACAAGAGUUCACUGUGUCCAGCUGUAAGUCAGCAGCUUUUUUUGUACUUCUUGAAUGUUUACAUGCUGUUUUCAUUUGUUAUUGGAGUUUUCAUUGUUUUAAUACCAGGAAGAGGAACUGUGGUAGGCUCUUUGGAUUGAAGGGUUAUUCCUGUAAGAUCCAUACCUCCCAAGAAGGUUAACUGGUAUUAAUGAAAUAGGAAUGCAGUUGUAGUGUGUCAACUAAACAAUACACCAAAUGGUUGUGUACCGUUUAGUUUCAUGAGUUAACUUUCCAUUGAAAUCCUAUUUUGUUUGGGGAUCUCCUGAAUUUCUUUUAACAUUCCGUGUUAGCAGAAAGCGCUGUGCCAAAAUUUGUUUUGUGAAGAAGGCACUUGUAGGCACUGUACAAAUAUUUUUUGUACAGCCUCUUUGUAAAAUGUUUGCAUGUUGUGUAUCAAUCAAAGGCCUUUAUCUUUUAUACAUUUGGAGGAUUUUUUUUACAAUAAAUAUACUUACAAAUG